Molecule: messenger RNA, 1487 nt
Organism: Drosophila busckii
Lineage: Eukaryota; Metazoa; Arthropoda; Insecta; Diptera; Drosophilidae
Gene: Atac1
Product: ZZ-type zinc finger-containing protein 3
Exons: 1
Coding region: 3-1064 (353 amino acids)
Source: RefSeq, a predicted model, not a curated record
UCAUGGCGACCGAAGAGAGUAAACAAAACAUAAACAAUGAAAACACUGACAUAAAUGAUACCGACGACGACGAUGAUGUCUUUCACUUUGAGACAGAGCACCUGGCGCUGCGUGGUAAUCAAUGUUAUACAAACUUGUUGCGCACAAUUGCCAUGUUACAGGCGCAGCGAAUACGAGUGCAUCAGCAGAUCGACGAGCUGGAGCAAGCACGCAGUUUAUACUUGGAACAGCCACAACUUUUGUUAGAUAGACUGCGUAACAAUGAGCCCAUAAUUUCUGACAAUUUAAUAACUACUGUCAAGAUACCGGAGCUGCCAACGCUAAAAAUGCUGGAUAAUGAAAUAAAAACUGAAGAACCUACAACAGCAAAACCAGCCGCCAGCAGUGAAGAAAAGGAGUCAAAGGAUGUGAGCAAACCUAGAAGCCAUUUGUGGACCAACGAUGAGCAACGUCGCCUAGAGCAGUUGCUGAUUGAGUACCCACCCGAAGAGGUAGAAAUGCGACGCUUUGGCAAAAUAGCCAAGGCGCUGGGAAAUCGCACGCCGCAACAAGUCUUCAGUCGUGUGCAAAAGUAUUUCCAAAAACUACACGAUGCCGGCAUGCCAGUGCCUGGACGCUUACCCAAGUACAGGCGUGCGGGCACGCUAACUAGACCCAAGUUUAGCAUGCGGCGUUCCACAUUCUUUCCGGCACAGAAUAUAGAAUUUCAAAUGCCCGAGGAUGACUAUGGACUGGAUGAACUAGUGCCAGUAGCGCCUUCACCGCCAGCUAUUAAAGUUGAAGCAGCCGAUGAUGAGACAGAUGCGAAACGCAAAAAGCAGCUGGUAGUGAAAAUAUUGACAGCUAUAAGGGAUGAGAAGCUGCUCAGCGAAGAUGGCUACAAUCCUGAUCCACUGGCACCCAGGUGUGCCGAGUGCGAGGAGUCGGCAAUAACACGCUCACGCUGGCGCUGCAAUAGUUGCUAUUGCUAUCUGAAUCUAUGCGGUGAUUGUCUGGCAGAUCAAUUGUUAACCGAACGCUUUGAACACUUAUCUCAUGAUGUGACUGUAGAGCAGGAGCCAUAAUCGGCAGCUAGUAUUAUAUUACGAAACUACUACAGACUUAAGAUAUAAAUGUAAUAUAUGUGCCAAACCGCCCACUUCGCAAGUCCACAAAAAGGACAAAUAAUGUUAGAUAUGAAUAAUAAGAAACUCUUGUAUCUAUACAUUUAUAGUUAUAUAUUUACGGCUUAUGAAAACCGUCAUUGUAACGCUUUAAAGUUGAUCAAACCUAUUUACAUAUAUAUGUAUAUUGAAAAUUUAAUAUGUAUAAUUGUAUUACUGCACACAUGUUGCUUAACUAUAAACCCCAAGUAGCCAACAUUGGAAUUAUUUAUAGAUUAACACUGAAAUUAGUGAAAAUUGCAAUAGCUCGACUAUUGCCAAAAUGGAAUUACGGGAAAACACACACAUAUAUAUAAUUGACAUUUUAACUAUAAAUCUUUGGCU